CUCUCAUUGGUCAAAAAUUUCAGAUACACCUAAAUAAAAAUGGACGAAUACGAUCGCGAAUCGCAUGCUCACAACAAUGUACAUCAUAGAAAUCCACAUCAACAACGUGCAGAAUACUUAAAAAAGCCGCCAAUCAUUCAGGUCGCCGAAUCGCCAGAAGGAUCGGUGAUGGAUCAAUCACAAGCUGAAAUUCUUCAUCACCAUGACAAUUUUUACCAUACAACUAAAAGUUUAUUGAUACUCUUUCAAAUAAUGGGAGUAAUGCCGAUCGAAAGGGAGGUGGGACGAACUACGUACAGGUGGACAUCUGCAACAAAUGUUUGGGCCUAUUUCAUAUUUUCAGUUGAGACCAUAUUCGUCACAAUUGUUUUUCAAGAAAGGCUCAAGCUAGUUUUACUGCCUGGUAAACGUUUUGAUGAAUACAUUUAUGCUAUAAUAUUUAUAAGUAUACUUAUCCCCCACUUUCUUCUGCCAAUUGGAGCAUGGACAAAUGGAUCAGAAGUGGCUAAAUUUAAAAAUAUGUGGACGAAAUUUCAAUACAAAUACUACUGCGUCACAGGAACACCUGUCGUUUUCAAAAAUUUGUCAGCAAUAUCAUACGGUCUUUGCGUAAUAUCAUGGCUAGUUGGAGUUUUAAUAAUGUUAGCCCAAUUCUAUCUUCAACCAGAUAUGCUUCUAUGGCAUACGUAUGCUUACUUCCACAUUCUUGCAAUGUUGAAUUGCCUUUGUUCACUAUGGUUCAUUAAUUGUACCGCAAAAGGAAGAGCUGCUCGUUGGCUAUCGGAAAACCUCCACAAUGCUUUACAAAGUUCAGAUCCGGCGAGUAGACUGGCUGAAUACAGAGAUCUAUGGGUAGAUUUAUCUCAUAUGAUGCAACAAUUAGGAAAAGCGUACAGUGGAAUGUAUGCCAUGUACCUCAUCCUCAUUUUAUUAACAACGGUUGUCGCUAGUUACGGAUGCUUGACAGAAAUUCUAGACCAUGGUUUAUCUUUUAAAGAAGCAGGCUUAUUUCUAAUAGCCAUCUAUUGCAUGGCUUUAUUGUUCAUCAUUUGCAAUGCAGGACAUCAAACAACCCACAAAAUGGGAGCUGAAUUUCGAGAGAGAUUGUUAAGUGUCAAUAUAGGUGCUGUAGACCAAAGAACAAGGCAAGAAGUUAAUAUGUUUCUAACAGCCAUUGACAAGAAUCCUCCUAUAAUGAAUUUAAAUGGUUAUGCCAAUGUUAAUAGAAAAUUGAUAUCAUCGGUUAUUACAUCAAUGGCGACAUAUCUGGUAAUGUUAAUGCAAUUUCGACUCUCGCUGAUGAGAAAUGCUGCAAUUGCUACGAGAAGGGCUGCAAUAGCAAAUAUGACGGCAAUGGCAGAACAACAGGCAGUAAAUCAUUAGUUGUAAAUUAUUCAUAGUUUUACAUUUAUUUAUAACAAAAAUUUGCACUUCUACAGAAGUUAUAAACUC
This is a messenger RNA of Psylliodes chrysocephalus, 1452 nucleotides long. The record is from the annotation of a GenBank genome assembly. NCBI's taxonomy places the organism in Eukaryota, Metazoa, Arthropoda, Insecta, Coleoptera, Chrysomelidae.